Molecule: messenger RNA, 1875 nt
Organism: Fusarium poae
Lineage: Eukaryota; Fungi; Ascomycota; Sordariomycetes; Hypocreales; Nectriaceae
Exons: 3
Coding region: 1-1875 (624 amino acids)
Biological process (GO): glutamyl-tRNA aminoacylation; translation
Cellular component (GO): cytosol; cytoplasm; methionyl glutamyl tRNA synthetase complex
Molecular function (GO): ATP binding; glutamate-tRNA ligase activity
Source: RefSeq, a predicted model, not a curated record
AUGACCUUUGACGCCGAAAAGAUCGGCGCUGCCGACUUCAAGAGCCUUGGACCCCUCGUUGCCGAGCUCGACAAGCACCUUACCCUUCGAACUUACCUCAACGGCUACACUCUUGGCGAGGAAGAUGGCAAGAUCUGGACUGCUCUUCGCCUCAACAAGGUCGCCAUUGGCCUUAUCCGAAAGGGUGCCUACACCAAUGUCACUCGAUGGUUCAACCUGAUCGAGCAGGCACACCCUGAGUUUAACGAGAAGCUCAAUGCUGGAAAGGAGAAGAAGUCUGGAGGUGCCAAUUACAAUAUUGGCCUCUCCAACACCGAGAAUGGUGUUGUCACGCGAUUCCCUCCUGAGCCCAGUGGCUACCUUCACAUUGGCCACGCCAAGGCCGCUCUUCUCAACGAUUACUUCGCAAAGACCUCCCCCGACGGAAACGGAAAGCUCAUCGUUCGAUUCGACGACACAAACCCCGCCAAGGAGAAGCAAGAGUUUGAGGAUGCUAUCCUUCAUGAUCUCGAGCUGAUGGACAUCAAGUACCACAAGGUCACCCACUCCAGUGACUACUUCCAGGAGAUUUACGAUCUCACCGAGAAGAUGAUCCAAGACGGCAACGCCUACGCCGAUGACACCGAUCCCGAGGUUCAGAGCGCUGACCGAAAGAACCGUCUUCCCAGCCAGCGACGUGACCGCCCUGCUGAGGAGAGUUUGGCCAUGUUUAGAGAGAUGAAGGCUGGUACCGACCUGGGACGAAAGCACUGCAUUCGCGCACGCAUUGCCUUUGACUCGAGCAACGGUUCCAUGCGAGACCCCGUCAUUUUCCGAUUCCCCAACUGGAAGGGUGAAGAGCCCGCUCCCCACCACCGAACAGGCUGGACCUGGAACAUCUACCCCACAUACGAUCUCGUCGUCCCUAUCCUUGACUCCAUCGAGGGAGUCACCCACGCCCUCCGAACAACCGAGUAUGCCGACCGAAACGAGCAAUACCACUGGUUCCUCAAGGUCUUGAACCUCCGACAGGUCCAUCUUUGGGACUUUGCCCGUAUCAACUUUAUCCAAACAUUCCUCUCCAAGCGAAAGCUCACAAAGGUUGUCGACACUGGACGUGUCAGUGGCUGGGAUGACCCCCGUAUGCCUACUGUCCGUGGUAUCAUCCGCCGUGGUCUGACUGUUCCCGCUCUUCGCGAGUUCAUGUUGAAGCAGGGUCCUAGCCGAAACGUCGUCACCAUGGAUUGGACUACCAUCUGGGCCAUCAACAAGCGAAUGCUCGACCCCGUUGUCCCUCGAUACAUGGCCAUUGAGGAGAAGGAUGCUGUUACUGUCACCAUCACUGGAGGUCCCGAGAAGUCUUACAAGGAGGACAGGCCCAAGCACGUCAAGAACCCCGACGUCGGUACCAAGCAGGUUACUUUCGGACCCAAGCUCCUCCUCGACCAGGCCGACGUUGCUUCUUUCGACGACAACGAGGAGAUUACCCUGAUGAGCUGGGGUAACGCCAUCGUCCGAGGAAUCAACAAGACUGCCUCACCCAUCAACGAGCUCAACCUCGAGCUUCACCUUGCCGGUGACUUCAAGACCACCAGCAAGAAGGUUCACUGGCUCGCCGCCGACCCCGAGAACCUCGUCAAGGCUGAGCUCUGGGAGUUUGGCUCGCUCAUCACCAAGGAUACUCUUGAGAAGGACGACAACCUCGACGAUUUCCUCAACGACAACAGCGCCACCCUCACCAACGCCCUUGUCGACGCGAGCAUCGCCGAGCUCAAGGAGAACGACUUCCUCCAGCUCGAGCGAAAGGGUUACUACCGUGUGGACAAGGCUCUCGGCCAAGGUCCCGACGGCCGAGCUGUGCUGUUCAAGGUCCCCACAGGUGGUCAAAAGGGUUAG